Messenger RNA from Nycticebus coucang (slow loris), 19797 nucleotides. It is a transcript of the gene VAV2, whose product is annotated as vav guanine nucleotide exchange factor 2. The record is from RefSeq and is a predicted model, not a curated record. Gene Ontology annotation, biological process: regulation of GTPase activity; cell migration; intracellular signal transduction. Gene Ontology annotation, cellular component: cytoplasm; mitochondrion. The coding region runs from base 483 to 3032 and encodes 849 amino acids. NCBI's taxonomy places the organism in Eukaryota, Metazoa, Chordata, Mammalia, Primates, Lorisidae. Gene Ontology annotation, molecular function: guanyl-nucleotide exchange factor activity; protein binding; oxidoreductase activity. The transcript is spliced from 29 exons.
GCGAGCGGGCGGGCGGGCGGAGCCAACAAAGCAGCGGCGACUCGGGAGGCCCAGACCCGGGACGCGAGGAGGGAGCGACCCGCCGGGCCUUUGUCUCGGGAGGGGCCGGAGCGGCAGCGGCCGCGGGGCGCCCAGAGCGCAGAAUGCGGCGCCCCGCGGGGCUGAUCGGGGAGCGCUGCGGCGGCGGGCGGCUUGGGACCUGGCCCGGGACCCGUGGACACUUGAGUGUGUGAAGGGGAACCCGGAGCGCUGUCCGGCGCCCCCCCAGGGGCCGCACGUGGGCUGGAGCGGCGGCCCGCUAGGAGCCCGAGGAGGAGGAAGAGGAGGGGACGCGCCGCGGCGCAGCCGGGACCCGGGCCGCCAGCGCGAAGCCCCGCCCCGGCCGCCGAGCCCCGCGCGGGCAGGCGGGAUGCCCAGCGGUCGCCGCACUUCGGCUCGCUAGCUGCCCUGAGCGGGCGGGCCCAGGGGCCGCGGCGGGCGCCAUGGAGCAGUGGCGGCAAUGUGGUCGCUGGCUCAUCGACUGCAAGGUCCUGCCGCCCAACCACCGCGUCGUGUGGCCCUCGGCCGUGGUCUUUGACCUGGCGCAGGCGCUGCGGGACGGAGUCCUCCUGUGCCAGCUGCUGCACAACCUCUCCCCCGGCUCCAUAGACCUCAAGGACAUCAAUUUCCGGCCGCAGAUGUCCCAGUUCCUGUGUUUGAAGAACAUACGCACCUUCCUUAAAGUCUGCCAUGACAAGUUUGGGCUGAGAAACAGCGAGCUGUUUGACCCUUUUGACCUCUUCGAUGUCCGAGACUUCGGAAAGGUCAUCUCUGCGGUGUCCAGACUGUCCCUGCACAGUGCAGCACAGAACAAGGGCAUCAGACCUUUUCCCUCAGAGGAGACCACGGAGAAUGACGAUGACGUCUACCGCAGCCUGGAGGAGCUGGCUGACGAGCAUGACCUGGGGGAGGACAUCUAUGACUGCGUCCCGUGCGAGGACGGAGGGGACGACGUCUACGAGGACAUUAUCAAGGUGGAGGUACAGCAGCCCAUGAUCAGGUACAUGCAGAAGAUGGGCAUGACUGAGGAUGACAAGAGGAACUGCUGCUUGUUGGAGAUCCAGGAGACGGAGGCCAAGUACUACCGGACCCUGGAGGACAUCGAGAAGAACUACAUGAGCCCCCUGCGGCUGGUGCUGAGCCCAGCAGACAUGGCGGCUGUCUUCAUCAACCUGGAGGACCUGAUCAGGGUGCAUCACAGCUUCCUGAGGGCCAUUGACGUGUCCAUGAUGGCAGGGGGCAGUGCGUUGGCUAAGGUCUUCCUUGAUUUCAAGGAAAGACUCCUGAUCUACGGCGAGUACUGCAGCCACAUGGAGCAUGCCCAGAACACACUGGCCCAGCUGCUGGCCAGCCGGGAGGACUUCAGAUUGAAGGUCGAGGAGUGCACGCUGAAGGUCCAGGAUGGGAAGUUCAAGCUGCAAGACCUGCUCGUGGUGCCCAUGCAGCGCGUGCUAAAGUACCACCUCCUCCUGAAGGAACUUCUGAGCCAUUCUACUGACCGUCCCGAGAGGCAGCAGCUCAAAGAAGCGCUGGAAGCCAUGCAGGACUUGGCGAUGUACAUCAACGAAGUGAAACGGGACAAGGAGACUUUGAAGAAGAUCAGUGAAUUCCAGAGUUCCAUAGAGAAUUUGCAAGUGAAACUGGAGGAAUUUGGGAGGCCGAAGAUCGAUGGGGAACUGAAAGUCCGGUCCAUAGUCAAUCACACCAAGCAAGAUAGGUACUUGUUCCUGUUUGACAAGGUGGUCAUCGUCUGCAAGAGGAGGGGCUACAGCUACGAGCUCAAGGAGAUCAUCGAGCUGCUCUUCCAUAAGAUGACUGACGACCCCAUGAAUAACAAGGACAUCAAGAAGUCUCACGGGAAAAUGUGGUCCUAUGGCUUCUACCUAAUCCACCUCCAAGGAAAGCAGGGCUUCCAGUUUUUCUGCAAGACGGAGGACAUGAAGAGGAAGUGGAUGGAACAGUUUGAGAUGGCCAUGUCAAACAUCAAGCCAGACAAAGCCAACGCCAACCACCACAGCUUCCAGAUGUACACGUUUGAUAGGACCACCAACUGCAAAGCCUGCAAAAUGUUCCUCAGGGGCACCUUCUACCAGGGUUACCUGUGCACCAAGUGUGGCGUCGGGGCGCACAAGGAGUGCCUGGAGGUGACGCCUCCCUGCAAGAUCAGUUCUCCGGCAGACCUGGACGCCUCUGGAGCAGGACCAGGUCCCAAGAUGGUGGCCGUGCAGAAUUACCAUGGCAACCCAGCUCCUCCUGGAAAGCCUGUGCUGACCUUCCAGACAGGCGACGUGAUUGAGCUGCUGAGAGGAGACCCUGAGUCUCAGUGGUGGGAGGGUCGGCUGGUGCAAGCCAGGAAAUCAGGGUAUUUUCCCAGCUCAUCUGUGAAGCCCUGUCCUGUAGAUGGAAGGCCACCCAUCAGCCGGCUGCCAUCCCGGGAGAUUGACUACACAGCGUACCCCUGGUUUGCUGGCAGCAUGGAGAGGCAGCAGACGGACAACCUGCUCAAGUCCCACGUCAGUGGCACCUACCUGAUCCGGGAGCGGCCUGCUGAGGCUGAGCGCUUUGCUAUCAGCAUCAAGUUCAAUGACGAAGUGAAGCACAUCAAGGUCGUGGAGAAGGACAACUGGAUCCACAUCACAGAAGCCAAGAAAUUCGACAGCCUCUUGGACCUAGUGGAGUAUUACCAGUGCCACUCACUCAAGGAGAGCUUCAAGCAGCUGGACACCACCCUCAAGUACCCCUACAAGUCCCGGGAGCGCACUGCCUCCAGGGCCUCCAGCCGGUCCCCAGUGUUUACACCUCGGGUCAUCGGCACAGCUGUGGCCAGGUACAACUUUGCUGCCCGGGACAUGCGGGAGCUCUCACUGCGGGAAGGCGACGUGGUGAGGAUCUACAGCCGUGUCGGCGGGGACCAGGGCUGGUGGAAGGGCGAGACCAGUGGACGGAUCGGCUGGUUUCCAUCAACGUAUGUGGAGGAGGAGGGUAUCCAGUGACUGCAGGGACACAGGAGACUUGCCGAUUUCCUCAGGAGAGUUGCUCCAGCUUCAAAGUCUGUCUGUAGCUCCUCCAUGACUCAGGGGGGAUAUGCUCACCAGCUGUCAGCGGCCUGCAGGGAUGGGGAGGGCAUUCCAAGUCCUAAACACGAACCGUUUCAUCGUUAGCCUGCCGCUGGGUACGCUACUUGUACAUAGAGGAAAUCCAGGCUGCCCCCAGCAGGGCACAAGGAGAGGGUGGCCCGCCAUGCUCUGAGCCUGGCUUGGGGUGCUGGCUGAGGCCAUAAGCUCAUUGCUUGCCGCCGUCUGGCUGAGUUGGCGUUCAGGAGCCUUAGUCCAGACAAGAGAUCUGUCCCCAGGAGGGCUGAGGACAGCAGAGGGGACCAGUCCAAGCCCUUCUGCUGAGCCUCUGCACUCAGCCUGCCUGUUUUUCCUGCUGCUCCCAGGGGGAGGCUUUAGGCCUUGAGAGGCAAAUGGGACCAGAGCUCGACUGUGCCCAGCCGCGCUGUGCUUGGCAUGGAGAAGGGAGCCUUGCAUAGGGGCCUUGCAGUUCUCAGGCUCCCGGGGCUUGCCCUGACUUCCUCACUUCCCUCCAUACUGGGGCGUGCAGAGACCCCAGGGCAGACCCCCCUCAGGAGGGCAUUGCUGCAACUGCUCCCUGGUCAAUGGUACUGUUGUCUGCCCUUGCUCCAGAAGGCCCUGCCCUGGGUGCCCUGCCCCGUGGCUAGGCAGAUACAUCUUCUGCAGACCCAGAAAUGGGUAGGAACGAAAAUAAGGAUCUCCCCUCACGAGCCCCCUGCCACUCACAGGCCCAUCUGAGUCCCCUCACCCUGAAGAGGGGUCUCUGAGGGUCUGCCCAGCCUUUGCAUGAGACAUCGGUUCUGGUUUGGCAGGGCUGCUGUCGGGCUCCUGCAGCCCAUGCUGGGCCUGUGGCCAACCCAAAAUAAGUGCUCUUGGGGGUACUCCCCCAUCCUGACAACUCCUGGCCUUUGACCUCUGGCUAGUUUAGCCAGACCCUAUUUUCUUUACCCUGAUGUUGCAUGAGACCUAGCAACACCCUCCCAGCAGCAAAACUCCUCGUGAGACCAGGCUUUCCUGGGCCCUCUCCCCCUUCAGUCACCUGCACAGCCUUGGAGGAGGGAACCACACUGAGGCGGGGUAUUGGGGGGCUGGUACCUUUGGAGGGUGGGGCCUAGGCACCACACAGCACCCCGAGGCUCUUUCCGAGUUCAGCCUUGUAGACUUCUGGUACCCUGGGGCCUGGGAACAAGGUAGAGGGUCAGGAGGAUGGGUGUCACUGGGGGAGGAGACACCCUGCAAGGGUUGGAGAGGUGGGGGAACCUGAGGCAGAGGGUGGGGAGCGGGGCUUUGGCCUCAGAGAGCGCAUGCCCAGGCUUGUGUGUCGGUCGCACGGAGCACUUUGCGAGGGACCCUCGGCCCUGCCACUAUGAGCCCAGGAUGGCCAGGGGGAGCCAGUCAGCCCCCUUAUGUGUUUACUGCCAGAAAGUUCUUGUGUGUUGGUUUUGGAGUUUUUGUUUCAUUGUGUUUUUGUUUGGCUUGUUUGUUUUCUGAGGGGAAAAAAAGAUUUGUAAUUAUUUCACCCAAAUCUCCAGUGAUGGACCUGUGAAUGAUAAGAAAGAGAUUUUAUAAUAGCAAGAAAAUGAUGUAUAUUUUAGUUUUUCAAGAAACAAAUCAUCAUGAUAAAGAAGGACACUGGGAAGAAAUAAUUUUGAACCCUGGACUUUGUGAAUUUUUUGUUUUGUGUUUGUUUCAGAAUCUGUACUUGGUUUGGUUUUGUUUGCAUUGCACUAAGCAGGAUGUUGGCGGGCCGGGGGCAGGCGGGGUGCACGGGGCUGAGGAGCCUGGUGCAUGUGGGUCAGGCCCCACAGCUGGUGGCAACCCCAAAUGGAACACAGACUGGACACUUCCUGGUGGGUUUUUUCAGACCAGUUUUUACUGCAAAUAAACCUAAGUUCUUUUCUGCAGGAGUGGUCAGCUUUUGGCGCGGGCGGAGGAGGGAGUGUCUGGACUCCUUUGCCUGAGUCCAUUAGGGCCUGGUGCUGUGCCCCAGGGUGGCCCAGCCUUGGCAGAGGCCAUGUAUCAGAAGGAGAUAAUGGUGUUGGGGCUGACACAGCCCCAGGCUUCCCGAGCAGCAUCCUGCAGACCCCUCCAGGGGCCUCAGAGGCACCAAAUGGGAUUCAGACCCCACCUCACCUUGGGCAUGUCCAUCAUCCCCUGAGCCUCUGUUUCUCUGUGUGUGUGUGUUGGAGAUAAAAACAGUACUCCCUCCGUCAGGGUGGGUUCUGUGGUACGUGAUAGAGGAAACAAAGUAGAGAGAGAUGCAUUCCUCCCCUGCUCCAGAGAAGCAGUCCGGGUGGUUCUCCUUGCCCACCUAAUCCCUGCAUCGGGACCUGCUCCUCCCUCCCUGUCUCCCGUCCUCAGCAGGAGCUUCACUAAUGGCCACCUUAUGGUACAAGGUGAUUCCCAGAGUACCUGCCUCGAGGCCAUGGAGAGUGCAGAGGCCCCUUACAGCGCCGGGCAGCAUUUGGUCACAUGGCCAUUCCUGGCUGCAGUGGACACUGGGAAUGCAAGGUCUGAGCUGGGCCCAUGUGCUGGAGAGGACACAGGGGAGUGUGGCCACUGGGGUGACUAGCAGCACCCUGAGGGGCUGACCUCAUGGAGCACUGUGAGGACCAAGUGAGACUUGGCUGGUGCUGGGCAAGUGUCAGUGUUAGUUACAAACAAGGAGGUGAGCCUAAUGUGGGAGGUGGUAGGGACUGCCCCACUGGAGUCAGCCCCAGAGCCUGGCUCAGGCUGCCACUUGGUGCCUGGGCCCCACCUGCUGAGGGUGACCCCUGCAGAGGGUCCAGGAAGCCUCCUUACUCCAGCACCAGUUUCCUCAGGAGCCAGCCUCCAGCCUGGGUUCUGGGGUCCACCCAUGGAGGUCAGGGAAUGGACUAGAUGCUUGCUGACCUGCCCCUGGGCAGGCAUUUCUAGCUGCUGAGAAGGUCCCAGGCCAAGCAGCAGAGAGCUGUGGGGACUUUCCGGGGACUUGGAGCCCAGGGCUGGGGCUGGAGGUAGAGGCAUCAGCAACUAGGUCCAGACUCAGAUUGGGGAGCCUCGGGCACAGGUCCAGCAGAGAAGAGGUGGCUGGAAACCCGGGCCUCACUAUCUUUUCUAGGUCCCCGGCUCUCCUGAUCCCUGGACAGUGCCCUCAGCCCUGACACUGGACAGCUGGUUGAGCCAAGAGCUCCUGUUUGCUGAGAACUGGCUGCCCUCGAGGCCACAGAGGGCACCAAGGCACAGGCCCUUGAUUCUGAUAACCGUGGACUCCCUAGGGGCAGGAGCUGGCACAGCUGAGAUUUAGAGAUACUCCUGGGAUGAAGGGUGGAAACUGAGCCAUAGACAUAUUAGUAACUUAUCCAGGCUCACACAUGACCUCCGCUCAGCUGGGCCUGACUCAAAGCCUCCGUACUUGUUUGGGCUACAGCACAUUCCUUAGCAAUGGCUUGUCUGUUUCCUGCCAGCCCCCAUCUCUCCUGCAGACAGGACCUCUGCCUGGGCUUCUCCCAUUUGGACUGCCAGGAGGGAGUCCUGGUGGGCUAGGGAGGAGUGGGUGAAGAUGCCCUUCUCCAGGAGCCUGUAGGUCUCCUGACGGUCAGGCUGGACUGUGCUCAGCGCACAGGAGGCCACCCCCACUCCCUGGGCAUGGGCGAGCAAGGCCCCUGGAGGGACCCCUUCCCAAAGGCUAUCCCCUCCUGUCACUCAGCCCUUCCUGUUGCACCCAGAGAUGUAGGGGUAGCCCUGGACAGUGGGUCAUGGACACUGGUGGCCAGAAGACUGAGUUGGGGAGUAACAGUAGAGCCUGCUAGUUCAAGCCCCUGUGUCCUGAGUGGAAGCAAUGUGGUGUCCACGUGUGGGCUGGCUGCAUCCCCAAGGUGUGGGCUGGCUGCGUCACCCUGGUGAGGGCUGGCUGCGUACCCCGGGUGUAGGCUGGCUGCGUCCCCUGAUGUGGGCUGGCUGCGUCCCCUGGGUGUGGGCCGGCUGCAUCCCCUGGGUGUGAGCUGGCUGCAUCCCCUGGUGUGGGCUGGCUGCUUCCCCCAGGUGUGGGCUGGCUGCUGCAUGCACAUCUGUCCCUCAUGAAGGUCCAGUGCUGCAAUUGCUCAGAUGGGAAAGCUGAGCCACUCGGGAGGUGGAAAGGCUGGGACUAGAGGCAGAGUCAGCGAGGGCCCCCCUUCUUGGAGGAGGGGGCUGAAAGGCCCGAACCCAGCCUGGCCCCCCAUUCUCUGAGAACCAGCUGGAGUGAGUUUCUCAGACUUGCUAUUGAGAAUCAGGUUAGAAUGAGUUCUCAGGGAUGUCUCCCACUGCUCACUGCCCCAGAGACAGUGUGUGUCCACUGUGGGCCUCUGGUGCCCUGGGAAAUCUGUGGGAACCCAAGAGGAGAAAUCUCUGCCCCGGGAAGCCUGUAUUCUAGUGGGGAGGGGGACUAGGCUUUCCCUCCCUCCCCCUCUUUCCCCGCCCCCCACCCACCCUGGGACAUGUUGCAAUUUCCUGUAAGAUUAAUACAUUUCCUGCUUGACCAGUUUGAAUGUUUUAUCUAUUAACUAUUGCAGAAAAUGCAGUUUUUAUGCUUGUGGUCAUUCUCUCAUUUACCCAAUCCAUUUUUAUUGAUCCCUUACCUGAGAUUGACAGUGGACACGACCAGAAAGUCUCCCUGGUUUCCAGCUGCAGGUUAGGCAGAACCUGUGGGGAUGCCCCACCCCUCCACUGCCAGCAAGAAAUACCAAAAAACAUGGACAAAAUGCACUGCUGGGCUCUAAAGAAGGGCACAUUCCAGAAAAAGAGAAGAAUCCAAGCCAGAUGUCGGGAGCUAACCUCAGGGCAGUUUAGGGUCUCAGACCCUCUGGUUCUGAGACACCCACACUCUUCUUGGCCUCUAGGGCCAACUAAAUAAAGCUGAUGUCUGACAGCCCCUCGUGUGGGGGAGCUGACUCUGACACCCAUGGAUGGUUCGGGGUGAGGGUCUGCUGAAUAAAACUAAAGUCAUGGGGCAUGACAGGACUUUUAAAGAAUUUUUUUUUAAGUUUCCAGAAAGAAAGUGAAGAAAUGGCACAUUAUACCUCAGGCCAAGUGGAUACAGAAUGAGUUCAAAAGUACAGAAAAAAAACAUGUGCUGGGCAUCCAAGCAAAAGGUCACAUUUGUUAUAACGAGAGAAAACUCAGGUUUGCCUUAGUGAGUCAAUGCUAGCAGACAAGGUCCCGGCAGAGAGAGCCACCCUGGGAUCACAGGCUCAAACAGUAUCCCCAGCAUCAGGCAACCAGCAUGUGAGUUCAGCAUGUGAAAGUUCAGGGACUGUUGCUCACGGCGUUGUGUCCUAGAGAAAGGACUCGGGGCAAAUCAUAGGCAGGCAAGUGAGAAGCCACCUCCAAACCUUGGAGUGAACAUGGAACCUUUAUCUCUGUGAGGACAAAUCACAGACAAGGGUGGAGAUUUGGUUACAGAACAUAAUACAACUAUGAUAAGCCCCGGCAAAGGAAGGAACUAAUGUAGAAAAAGCGUGGUGAAUCCUAGCAGUGGCAGGUGGUUGGCACCCACUCUCCCACACCAGAAGCAGGGCUCAGUCUCCCUCAACAUGCUGGAUCAUGCAACCACCUCCUGGUGGCUACUUCCCUGUGGGACAGCUGGUACAGUUUGCUGGACUGGCCCCCAUACUCCCUGUGGACUGCCCAGACAGGCCACAGAGACCCCUCUCAGCUCAGCCAAUGAGGCUGCAGACUUCAUGCCUGUUGGCCCCGAGGCCACUGACAAGAGCUCCUCUAGGAAGGCUGCUUAGAUGACAGCUGCCUGGUAGAGACUUUGGUCUCUGGGCCCACCCCCACCCACUGACUGAGCACGAGUCCCGUCCCACUCUGCCUUCCCUCUGCCUUCUAAGGAGCACCACUUCUGUUGUCACCUGUUUUCUGCUGAGCCACUUGUGUGUCUCACCUGACUGGUACCCCAAACCCAACUCUCCUGGAGAGGAAAGAGGACAGGUGUGCCGGUUCCCUCAUCUUUGCUGGGUAGAAGUCAAGAAGUGACUUCUGAUAAACCAAGUGACAGAGGUGUGAGUAUAUUUAGUGACACACUAAGCAGCAUAGUGUGAUGGAUGAAAGCUGGAUAGAGGUGAGAAAAAGGAGGGCUGGGGAAGAAAAAGUAACUCACUCUCAUCACAGCUCUCCAUUUGGAGUCUCAGGAACCCUGGGAAGAAGAGGCCUGACUCCUGCUUCCAGCUGCAUGCGGGUGUAUUGAUUCCCCAAGUUACCAAAAAUGGGUCAUCUCAUAGUCCUGUGGGUUACAGAAAUCCAGCCCAGGUCUCACUGAGCUGAAACGGAGGUGUCAGCAGAGCUGUGUUCCUUUAUUUCCUUGCCUUUCCUCCUAGAAACCACCACAACCAUGGCAUCAUGGACCCCUUGCCCCAUCUUCAAAACCCUCGAAGUUUUCUCUCUGACCCUUCUUCCAAAGUCACCUCUCUCUCCCUCAGCCACAGCUGCUUCUCUGUACUCACCUGAUUUAGUUUGUCCCGCCCAGAUCAUCCAGGAUAGUUUCCUAUCUCUAGGUCCUCAAUCCCAAUCACAUCUGCACAGUCCCUUUUGCAGUGCAAAGCAGCCCAUUCACAUGGCCCAGAGGGAAGGAUGUGGGUGUCAUCAAUAGGAGGUUAUACAUCCUGACCACCCCUUCUGGUAAAAACAACAAAAACACUGAGAAAAUAUUUCUAGUUCCAUCUGGAAGCUGGUGAUAAAGAAGCAACACAGAUUAAACGUCAGUAACUGUGAAGCAGAGCCCAGAGAGGUGGGCUGGCUUUCUCCCUAUGGGUGUUUGCUCAGCUGGGUGAGCUUGGGGGCCCAUAUUUACAGCCUGGCCAAGGGUAGGGGAGUGGAGGUGACACCUAGGGCCUGCCUAGGGUGAGCCUACUCGAAGCUGUGGGCCUCACCUUGAAUGUUGGUAUGAUUAUAAAUCUGUCCCUGACCUUCACACACCACUACCACCACCAAAGGGCAGCAAAGAGAAUUCUCUUUCUUAUAACUUGAUGGUGGAAAGAAAAAAAAGAAACUUUUUGAGAAUACGUGUCAUGGAUCGAAUUGUGUCUACCAAAAGUGAUACCUUGGUUCAGUGCCCAUAGUUCAGUGGUUAGGGCACUAGCCACAUGCACCAGGGCUGGCGGGUUGUAACCCGGCCCGGGCCUGCUAAACAACAACAACAAAAUAGCCGGGCAUUGUGAAAGGCACCUGUAGUCCCAGCUACUUGGGAGGCUGAGGCAAGAGAAUCGCUUAAGCCUAAGAGUUUGAGGUUGCUGUGAGCUGUGACGCCACAGCACUCUACCAAGGGUAAAAAGAGACUGUCUUAAAAAAAAAGUGAUAUCUUGAAGUAGCCCUCAGUACCUGUGAAAGUGACCGUAUUUGGAAAUAGGGUCUUUGCAAGUGUAGUAGUUAAGAUGAGGUCACUAGGGUGGACCUUAACCCAAUAUUGCUGGGUCCUUCUGAGAAGUGGGAAUUUGACACAGAGACAAGCAUGCACCUGGGAGGACACACCACGUGACAAUGCAGACAGAUCAGGUGAUGCAUCUAUAAGGCAAGGUACACCAGAUGCUGCCAGCUGCCACCAGACACCAGGGGAGAGGCCUGGGACAAAUUCUCUCUACAGCCUACAGAACUGUAAGACAACAAAUUGUACUUCAAGCCACCCAGUGUGUGGUACUUGUUCAUAGUAGCCCUAGAAACUGUGGCUCACGCCUGUCAUCCCAGCACUGUGGGAGGCUGAGGCGGGAGGAUUGCUUGAGCUCAGGAGUUCGAGGCUUGUGUGAACGAGAGUGAGACCCCAACUCGUGAAAAAAAUGGAAAAACCCAGUGGGGCGCAGCGGCGAGCGCCCGUAAUCCCAGCGGCCCCGGAGGCUGAGGCAGCAGGGUGCCCACAGCCAGAGUCCAAGGUUGCGGUGAGCUCUGACGCCACUGCCCUCUGCUCAGGGCAUAGGGUAGAACUCUGCCUCAACAACAACAACAAAAAGAACUGUAACAAAUGCAUGAUACUAAUUUGACACUUAAGAAGUUUGCAGCUGGAAUUUAUACUUCCUAAGGGUCUGUAGAAUGUGGGGCUGAGAGUUUAAAGUAGAGUUCUUGUUUGUUGGUACUCCUGAGUGCCUAGAAAAAAGAAAUCCAGGCCAGGCGUGGUGACUUACGCCUGUAACCCAGCAUUCUGUGAGGCCAAGGCAGGAGGAUUGCCUGAGUUCAGGAGUUUGAGACCAGCCUGAGCAAGAGUAAAUUUAGCCAGACCUUGUGAUGAGCAGCUGUCGUCCAGCUCCUCAGGAGGCUGAGGCAGGAGGAUCACUUGAGCCCAGGAGUUGGAGGCUGCAGUGAGCUAUGAUGACACCACCAAAGUCCAUAUUGGGUGACAGAGUGAGACCCUAUCUCAAAAAAAUAAAAUUUAAAAAAUAAUGACAUGAUAGAACAGUCCCAAUUAUGGAGAGGGAAAAGAAUAUCCGUAUCUAUUAGGCCCAAAUAACCCCAACUAGAUUAAAUAUAAAGAAAUCUUGAUCCAGCAAUCUCACAAUGGGCUGUAUAUCCAAAGGAAAUGAAAUCGGUAUGUCAACAAGAUAUCUGUGCUCUCCUUUCCAAUGCAGCAUUAGUAACAAGAGCCAAGAUACAGAAUCAAUCUAAGUGUCCAUUCACGGAUACACAGGUAAAGCAAAUGUUGUGUAUGCAUACAAUGGAAUACUAUUCAGCCUUUAAAAAGCAGCCUUUAAAAUGUGGAUGAACCCAGUGGAUAUUAUGUUACAUGAAAUAAGAUAAUUCUGACAGAGGGGCAGAGACAAAAUGGCAGACUGAAGCCAGCCUUCCACAGAGGCUCCCGUCCAGAAGGAGAGUUAAAGGACAGAAAUUUAGCAAGUAACCUGGUGGAUUUGAGCUGCACCAAGAGAGAAGGUUGAAGAACUCACAACAACCCCGCUGAGGCUAGCUAUGACCCCAAAGAUAUAACAAAAGGUACAAAAUCCAUCACCAAGCAGAAGGGAGUUCCCUCCCCCAUGAGGAUGGCUCGGAGUGCCCCACAAGCAAAAGAGCAGAGUUCAAAGGUCCUCCCACUAUACUCCAUGGGAGAGACCCUCUAAAAACUGGACCUGCCUCCCCUACUAGGGUGCCAUGGUGCUCCCCUGCCAGGCAUAAAACUGUAUAUAUUCUCUACCGGCAAUUUUGAGCUCUCAGCACUCCCCACCACUCUCACUCUGAGGUCUGGAGGCCUGUCCCCCAGGAGUCCAGAUUCUUGGGUGAUUUCUCAAGGGGUGUGGACAGGACCUGGACUGCAGCUGGUCGGUGCUGAUUCUGCAGCACAGGAGUGAGGAGAGGAUGGUCAGCUGAGAGGGAACCAUGCUGGAGCGGCAGUGCCCCGAGGUGCAGAGCAACAGCCGUUUUUUGGCAACAAUAGGGCUCACCCCUGGAUAUUCCAAAGUCACACCCCCGUCUCUCUGGGCAACCAGAGGAGGCUGGGCAUCUUCUCAGGUGGCAACUACCGUGGAACAGAUCCGGGAUGGAAAUGCAGGCCCCGUAAGUAAAGGGUUUUCCUGAGGUGGUACCAGCCUGGGUGGAGCGCGGGGACUAGAAAACGCACGUGAAGAGCUGGGAGAUUCCCAGGGUGGGCUGACCCAAAAGACCCCUUUACUGAGCCUAAGAUGCACACAGCCCCCAGGGGACCAUCAGCUUAAACAAAGGAGGGCAGGCAGAGGCUGGAUCUGACAGGUAACUGUGCUGCAAAUACAAACAGCUGAGACUGUGCAGCAGCACAGACAGGGCCUGAGGCACAGCUUCUGGGAACUCAAAACAGCUUCUCUUCUACAGGGGAAUUUAGCAGGGACAGAAACAAACCCCCGCAAAGUUGUUCUGUUCUGUCAGUAACAUCAAUCAGGGGCGGGGCUGAAACUGAGUGAACACCCCCCAGCCUCUAUCAAGUGCCUGAGGUUGUCAGGCCUCACCUCCCCCUGAUGGAUAGAGGCAGAGAGCAGCGGCCUGGCUGAGCAGACAGAUUUCCUUGUGAUUCAGGCAGGUGCAAACCCCUGAAGUAUCUGCUCAUUGGAGGCAACUGGGUCACAGCCCUGUAGGGUUAUCAGAUUCUGGGUGUGACAGAGGUGCAAGGUGGGGUAGGAGACAUCAACCUUCCCAGUCUAAUCUAUUUGCUGGCUGGGUCCUCCUGACUUCACGGAGCACCGGAGCAAGUCAUAUUUGAGUUGUCAGCAGACCCUUGCGAUCUAGUUGCCAGAGACCUUUUAAACUCUCCCACCUGAGACAGGUGCUGACUGAGACAAUUGAUUUGGACCUUUUGAACUGAGCCAUUCACCCGAGGACUAUCCAAGUGGUGCCCUGGGUGUGUGGUUGUAGGAAGGUUUGAUUUUCCUUUUCCAAUUGUUACCUUGGGGGUGGGGUGACUUAAUUGCUGGUAUUUCUCCACAGCUGAGACUUCAACCCAGAGUAACUGUUUCACUAGGGUUAGACAGAGACUAGCUGAAAACAAGACAGAGCCACUUAGCCCCACCACACCAAACAGGUCCCCAGUUUCUCAGGCCAUAGCACUGUAUGGGUCCUAGACAAAGCUGCAGGGGAAAAGUCAAACGGUGUAAAAUUAUCAUGGGGCAGAAUCAGCGGAAAAGCUCUGGUAACAUGAAUAACCAGAAUAGAUCAACUCCCCGCCCAAAGGAAAGAUAUGGCAGAUGUAACUGAAGAUCCUAUUCAUAAACAGCUGGCCAAGAUGUCAGAAAUCGAAUUCAGAAUUUGGAUUGCAAACAAAAUUAAAAGAAUGGAGGAAAAUUUGGAAUUAGAAAUUCGAGGAGCAAUUCAAAAGUCGGAAUUAGAAAUUCAAGGAGAAAUUCAAAAGUUGUCUAAAGAAUUUAACGAAUUUAAAGACAAAACCACCAAAGAUUUUGACACACUGAAGCAAGAAUUUGCAGCCCUCAAAGAUCUGAAAAAUACAGUAGAAUCCCUCAGUAACAGAGUGGAGCAAGCAGAAGAAAGGAUUUCUGACAUUGAAGACAAAGCCUUUGAACACUCCCAAACUCUCAAAGAGGAAGAGAAAUGGAGAGCAAAAACAGAUCAUUCUCUCAGAGACCUCUGGGAUAAUUCGAAGAAGGCUAAUAUCUGCCUCAUUGGAAUCCCUGAAAGUGAUGAAGUGGCUUCGCAAGGCACAGAGGCCCUUCUCCAUGAAAUUAUGAAAGAGAAUUUUCCAGACAUGCCAAGAGAUUCUGAAAUUCAGAUAGCAGACAGUUUCAGAACCCCAGAACGACUCAACCUGAAUAAGACAUCCCCCAGGCAUAUCAUAAUUAACUUCACUAAAGUUAAUAUGAAGGAGAAAAUUCUGAAAGCAGCCAGACAUAAGAAAUCCAUUACCUACAAAGGGAAGAAUAUUAGAAUGACUUCAGAUCUCUUUGCUGAAACUUUUCAAGCCAGAAGAGGAUGGUCAUCGACUUUUAAUCUAAAACAAAAUAACUUUCAACCCCAGAUCCUGUAUCCAGCUAAACUGAGUUUCCUUUAUGAUGGAGGAAUUAAAUACUUUAAUGACAUUCAUAUGUUGAAGAAAUUUGCCAUAACCAAAGCAGCUCUUCAGGAUAUUCUCAGACCUAUCCUCCAUAAUGACCAGCCCAAUCCUCUACCACAAAAGUACCACUUGAAUAUGUAAACCAAAUAUUAGCAGAAAUGAAGGGGAAAACAGACAAUAUAAUAAUAGUAGGUGACUUUACUUCCAACAGUGGAUAGAUCAUCCAGAUGGAAUAUAAAUAAGAAAAUAGUGGACUUGAGGCACAGAAUAUAGACUACGUGGGUUUACAAGACAGAACAUUCUAUAUAACAAUAGCAGAAUUUAUACGUGUUGUCAAGUGCACAUUGAAUAUCCUCCAGGAUAGAUCAUAUAUCAGGUCACAAAACAAGUCUUUCCAAAUUUAAGAAGCUUGAAUUAUAUCAAAUACCUUUUUUGACCACAGUGGUCUAAAACUAAAAAUCAAUAAUUGGAGCAAAAUUGGUAAAUUUAUUAAUAUGUGGAAAUUUAACAACACACCCCUGAAUAACCAAUGAAUGGAAGUGUAAUUGGGGCAUUGAAACCAGGUGAGAGCCAAACACUUGUGUGAGUGUUUAAAUUUAUUAAUAUGUGGAAAUUUAACAACACACCCCUGAAUAACCAAUGAAUGGAAGUGUAAUUGGGGCAUUGAAACCAGGCAAGAGCCAAACACUUGUGUGAGUCAAAGUUGUUCUUUAUUACCAAGAUUCAGAAUCCCAGGAAGACAAGAGAUCAUUCCCAAAGCCUGUCUUACUUUGAGAGAGUUUCACAGAGUUUUUAUGCCCUCCCCCAAAGUUACCAUCUUCAGCAAAGUUACUUACAUCAUCUGGCCCUCUGAUCUCUAGCCAUAGGACUCAUUGUCUGUCACGUUGCUAAUCUGUAUGCAUUUCACCUGUUUUUUUUUUUUUCUUUUGAGACAGUCUCACUAUGUCACCCUCUGUAGAGUGCCAUAAUGUCAGAGCUCACAGCAACCUCAAACUCUUGGGCUUAAGCAAUUCUCUUGCCUCAGCCUCCCAAGUAGCUGGGACUACAGGCGCUGGCCACAACACCUGGCUAUUUACUGUUGUAGUUGUCAUUGUUGUUUAGCUGGCCCAGACAGGGCUUGAACCUGCCAGCCUCAGUGUACGUGGCUGGCUCCGUAACCAAUGUGCUAUGGGCACCGAGCCUCACCUGUUGUUUUUUCUUCAUCCCAUGGUCAUCCUGACCUUCAUGGUGUUGGAACCAGGGGAGUACUGGUUGAUAUAAUUGAUAACUAGUUAGAAUUCACAGGUCCUCAAACUAGGGCUCACGGGCCACAUGCGGGAGUGUGAUUGUAUUUGUUCCCGUUUUGCAUUUUUAUUUCAAAAUAAGAUAUGUGCAGUGUGCAUAGUAAUUUGUUCAUAGUUUUUUUUUAAACUAUAGUCUGGCCCUCCAACAGUCUGAGGGACAGUGAACUGGCCCCCUGUUUAAAAAGUUUGAGGACCCUGAAAUUAGAUCAUUAAAUAACUUUUACAGCUACACGGAUGGGGUUUGAGGCCGUUUCUCCUCUUACAGAAGAAGAAAUCAAAAAGGAAAUAAAAAACUAUCUUGAGACAAGCGAAAAAGUAAACACAACAUACCAACUCUUAUGGGAUACAGAAAGCAGCUUGACGAAGGAAGUUUAUAGUAAUAAAUGUUUACAUUAAGAAAAAAAGAUUUUAAGUAAACAACCUAACUUUAUACAUCAAGGAACUAGAAAAUGAAGGAAAAUGUAAGCCCAAAAUUAGCAGAGGGAAGGAAAUAUAGAUCACAGCAGAAAUAAAUGGAAUACAGAUUUAAAAAAAAGCCAACAGAAAAGAUCGAUGAAACUAAGAGUUAUGUUUUUGGAAAAGAUUAAUAAAAUCCAUAAAAUUUUAGCUAAAAUGGGCAGUGCCUGUGGCUCAAGGAGUAGGGCACUGGCCCCAAAUGCCAGAGGUGGUGGUUUCAAACCCAGCCCCGGCCAAAAAAAAAAAAAAAAAUUUAGCUAAACUAAGAAAAGACUCAAAUAAGUAAUAAAAUUAUAAAUGAAAGAAGAAACAUGAAAACGUACCAUAGAAAUACAAAGAAUGAUAACACAACUGUGAACAAUCACGUGCCAACAAAUCAGAUAAACUGGAAGAAAUGAAUAAAUUCCUACCAAGACUGAAUCAUGAAAAAAAAGAUUGAAGAGAUUGAAUCGGUGACCAAACACCCUCCAACACAGAAAACCCAGAUUCUUAGGGCUUUGCUGGCGAAUUCCUCCAAACGUUUACCGAACAAUUAAUGCCAGUCCUUCUCAAACUCUUCCAAAGGUUUGCAAAGGCAAGGACGCUUUGAAACUUAGCGAGGCCAGCAUUACCCUGAUACCAAAGCCAGAGAAACACACUACAAGAAAAGGAAAAUACAGGCCAAUAUUCUGGAUGAAUAUAGAUGCAAAAAUUCUCACCAAAAUACUAGCAAACCCAAUGCAACAGUGCCAUGAACAAGUGGGUUUUAUCCCUGGUGGAGGUGACUUCCUUGAGGUUGCAGCCCCCUGUUGGUGUGGCCUGGAGGACAGCAUAGGGCCCAACAGAGCUGGGCUUUAGUUUCUUGGGAGAUCAGCCCAGCUGUCUGCCAGUCCCUUCCUGGGCCUCCAUCCAGCUUCCCCAGCUUGUAGUACUCACGGGGGUGAUAUUUCCACCAAAGCUCAGCCUCUUCCAGGGCUGAUGGCCUGGGGUAACUGGUGACCCCACUCAUGGUCAGGUGGCUGACCUCCUUUAGGUCCCUGGGAGGGGGUUUGGGUCCUGGGUCUCCAAGGAUGCUCUGCACAAUCCUCCCGCCCUCUGUUCCCCAUGAGACCCACAAUUCCCACAGGAGUUCCUGCAGCCAGACUGAGAGGGCAACACCCAGGUGUCCCCUGCAAAGUUCCCAGACUGGCCUAGUGGACAAGACCUGCUCUACCCAGGUGUGGGCCCAUCGUGGGUGGAGAAGUGAGGGAGCACCUGGAGUUUUCUAGGGUUAUGCGUGGGGUCUCCUACCCCUGGCAGCCAGUAUGAGAGCCCUGGAAGGUUGCAUGAUAACCCAGGUGUCUGGACAGUACUGGGGGUCUCAGACCCUGGCUGAGCUGGCCUCCAGCUUCAGCAGUUGCUGCUUCAUUCUUCCCUUGCAGCACCCCCAUGUGGGUUGGGGAUCUGUGCCCUGGCCUGGGGAUAGCCCUGAGCCGCCCUUUGCAUGCAGGAUAUCCUGCCAAAGCUCCUGACCCCCCCAUUGGAGAGUGACGGUGCCUGCAGCUGUGGACACAGUGCCCCAAGAUGAUUUAUAAAGCACUCCUGGCAGCCACCUAGCAAAGACUCAGCAUGGAGGGGUGGGAGGUGCCAUUUUCCUAGCACCAUACUGGCUUUGCUCACAGGCCAUGCUGGCUUUGCUCACAGCGUGAGGGAAGCGGCUGCUCUGCGGAGGAAUGGCUAUCCACCCAGGAGCGCCGGCAUUCUGGGCCUCCGCAGCUGCCUACUGUGCCAGGUGGGGGCCACAGCUGCUUAUUCCUGAGAAUGUUGGUGGCCACAUGUCCUACCACAUGUCACCUGCUCCUGCCUGUGGGUGUCAGGCAGGUCACCCACCUGCCUCUGGGAAAGGACCAUGUAUCCCUUCUGCUUGGCAGGGGAUACAAAACGUUCUGCCUUCAUGAAAUCUUGGGGGGUACUCUAGGUAGUUUUCCUUUAAGGUUCUAAUUGGAAAAACAAAAUCUUGGCAGUGUAAAAACUCAGUCUUUGAAAAUUGUUGUGGAAAUUUCUUUGGCCUGUGAAUUGCCUGGGCCUGGCACCUGUUGGCUGUGUUCUGCCUUAGUUUUCUCAUCUCUUCAGUGGGCAGCAGUCACUCCUGUCUCAUCUGAGACCACAAACAUAAGGCACUCAGCAUGCUGCCUGCCCCCCUAGGCCCUUGAAAGUGCUGGGUAUCACCUUCUGCUCCAUCAGCAGGGUGUCAGCAUGGUUCUUGUUUGGAUUGGCGUGUUGGUGUCUGCUGCUCCCUUUUGCAAGGCUGCAUGCAGAGCUUGGUGGAGAAGCCUCUUCCCCUAGUUCUCCCCUGUCCCACUCUGGACUCCUGCCCCCUCAGAGGGUGGCCUGAGGACACCUCCCUCUGUCCUGGGAGCCUGGCCAGCAAUAUGGGCCAAGGGCCAGCCGAACCCAGAGGAAAGAGUCUCAGAGCCUGUGUCUGCCACUCAGAUCUCCAGGCCUGAGGCUGGGGAGGGCUGUGGGCCUAGAGGAUCCCCUCACCCCUGAAUGAAGCGUCAACCAUGACUUUAAUUUGCAGCAGUUUUCUUCAAAGUGCAUGAAAAGCAGAGUGUAAUAAUACUCAGGGAAAAUUACAAAACUUCCAUGAAACUACAUUGCGGGGAUUCUAGCCUGUACUUCCUGGAUGGGGAAACUGAAUCUGCAAAGGGAGAGGUGAUGAGACCAGCCCAGGGUCACCCACGUUGGCAGUAGGAUCCUGUCUUGGCCUCCCCGGCCAGAGCUGUGACCUCCCAUACCAGGAAAGACAGUCUCUUCAUCUGUUUGUACCUGAGAGGGCGCCAGUGGCCCUGGUGGAGGACAGACCCUACAGUGCUGACACAGCUAGAACUAGGCCCCCAGCCACUGCCCCUUGUCCAAAGUUCAGGGUGAUUGUGCUGCCCGCUUGGAUUUUGAGAAUUUUGCAACAGCUGCUGCUUGUCUUUGAGUACAGGGCCAGGAGAGGUGUGGGCUGCCUGGCUGCUGCCCCAGACUGCGGUGACUGCUGUGUCUCCUGCCCAUGUACCCCCACACCCAGGGCUCCUAGGCAGACUCUGGCCAAGAUCUUUCUUCAUCUUCUCUAACCCAAUCUAUGGCUGGGCCAGGCUGAGCCACUGGAAGAGAAGCCAGGCUAGUCUCUCCUGACCCCCAUACCACCCCAGGGAGGUCUCAAACUGACAGAGCAAGCUUUCCUCAAGGGGCUCUGAGGAACAAGCUCCCCGGUGGUCUCUGCUCUCAGGGCGGCACAUGGGCAGGCCCUCCUCCUCUGAGCACCUCCCCUGGGAGGCCCUCCUGGGCUCCCUGCUCAGGAGCAGCCCCAUCACAGCCAGCCCGUGGCUGUGUGACCUUCCCCUGGAUCUGCCUGCUUCCUGGACCCUGAGCUCUGCAAGGGUCCCAGCCAUGUUCUGUACACAUUAGGUGCUCAGUAAAUGUAGAGGAAGACAGCGUGGUAACAAGACACAUGGCCCGAGUGCAAAAA